GUGAGUUUGAACCUAAACUAAAACCUUGUCGAAUUGAAUCCAGAGGAGCGCCUGGUGCCGCGGAACCACUGGACCUUCGCUGUCGUCGUUCGGCCGAGGUUUGCUAAGAUGACAGAGCUAAGGCACCGUGGAGCCAAAGACACCGAGGCGACGUUAGAACAACAGCCGUCCGAGGACAAGGGUUCAGACAGUGAGCUGAGGCUGGAAAAAGAUGGCGGAUCAGAUAGUGACCCCAAAGUGGACACAGGGGUCCCUGAGGUUCCAGUGCCAGCCGAUGACACACCAGAGGUGUUAAAUAAAGCCUUGUCCGGACUCUCCUCAAGAUGGAAGAACUGGUGGGUUCGAGGGAUCCUUACACUGGCCAUGAUUUCCUUCUUCUUCAUCAUCAUCUACUUGGGCCCCAUGGUGCUUAUGAUGAUUGUCCUGUGUGUUCAAAUUAAAUGCUUCCAAGAAAUCAUCACCAUCGGUUACAGUGUUUACCACUCGUACCAUCUGCCAUGGUUCAGGACACUCAGUUGGUACUUCUUGCUCUGUGUCAACUAUUUCUUCUAUGGCGAGACGGUCACAGAUUACUUCUUCACACUAGUGCAAAGGGAAGAGCCACUUCGUAUCCUCAGCAAAUACCAUCGCUUUAUCUCUUUUGCCCUCUACCUCACAGGUUUUUGCAUGUUUGUGCUGAGUUUGGUGAAGAAGCACUACCGCCUUCAGUUUUACAUGUUUGGCUGGACUCAUGUGACUCUGCUGAUUGUGGUGACUCAGUCUCACCUCAUCAUUCACAACCUGUUUGAAGGGAUGAUCUGGUUCAUUGUGCCAAUUUCCUGUGUGAUCUGUAAUGAUAUUAUGGCCUACAUGUUUGGUUUCUUCUUUGGCCGCACCCCUCUCAUUAAGCUAUCACCAAAGAAGACAUGGGAGGGAUUCAUCGGUGGAUUCUUCUCGACCAUUUUGUUUGGCAUCAUGCUCUCCUACGUGAUGGCUGGCUAUCGUUACUUCGUAUGUCCAGUUGAGUUCAACAACGAUUCCAACAGUUUCCAGGUGGACUGCGAGCCACCUGAACUUUUCCAGCUACAGUACUACACCCUCCCCAGCGUCCUACAGUCGGUCACUGGAUGGACCACGGUUCGUCUCUAUCCAUUCCAGAUCCACAGCAUCGCGCUGUCCUCAUUUGCCUCAAUCGUCGGCCCCUUUGGUGGCUUCUUUGCCAGCGGCUUUAAGAGGGCCUUUAAGAUAAAGGAUUUUGCCAACACUAUUCCUGGACAUGGUGGUAUAAUGGACCGAUUCGACUGCCAGUACCUCAUGGCCACAUUUGUAAAUGUCUACAUUGCUAGUUUUAUCAGGGGCCCCAACCCUAGCAAGGUGAUUCAGCAGCUCUUGGCACUUCGCGCCGACCAGCAACUCUACAUUUUUAAUUCUCUGAAGGCUCACCUCAUCGACAAGGGCUUGCUGCCCGCAUUGGACGAGGCUGCCGCCUAGAGUUGCCCAUAUCCAAGGCGGCACGUGCGUUUCUGUUGUGGGAGACUCGAAUUGCUUUUCUCGGAGCAUAAAAAAAGGAAAUCCAACAAAAGAAAAAGGCGCCCUUGGGUUAUUCCAUUUCAUUUGGGUAUGAAGUAUGUGUCCUCCAUACUAUAUGUGAAUCACGUUACUCAAGUCUUUCUGGGUUCAAAUACUCUAUGUACAUUUUUCCAUUAACAAUCCCCAUUGUUUGUUGAACAGUGUUGGUCUGUUUUACAUUUCUACCUGUACACAAUAUUCUCGGUGUACCUUCAUCGUGUAUUAUUUUAUUGUGCUUUUUUUUUUUUUUUUUUUUUAAAGCUCUGCUUUCAACAAUGUCACUCACUGUAUUGUUAACUUUUUUGAGUUGUUUUGUUGUGGUUGUUAAUAUUUAUAUAGUUUUUAAAAAAAAAUACAUAUAUAUAUCAGCUAUGUUACUAUAUCUGGGAGUGUUUUUUUAAUUUAUAAACUGUUAUAUUAAAUGGUCUUUUCACUGCCAUUCAUCAUUUCACAGCCUUAGCCGCUUUCAUGCGUUUUUACUGUCAUGGAAACUAAAGCAAAUUCUAUAUUGUUUUUGUUCAAUAUUUCACUUUUGUGCUGGUUAAUUUCACAUGUUAAAUUAGGAGUGUCUUUAUUCUGUUAUUAUUGUUCACAAUGUUGACAAUGCUCAAAUGGAACUUUUAGAUCCUUUCAUCACUGCCAUAAUCUGCUUGUCUGUUUGAACCCUUACAGAGAUAAGAACUCCCAAGCAGAUACUGACAAUAUGUUCUAUCAAAAAAAAAAAAAAAAGAAGUGAUUGACCAUUAAGGUUUUCUUUAGCAGUGGGCACAUUACACAGCAGCUAGGGUUCAUUCCCAGUUUAAUAAACGCUGCUAGCAUGUGUGUUAUAAUUUGUGGUUAAAAGUGAGUGAUUUUGCAAGUUUUCUCCCAGUUUUGGAUGUUGGGAUGUCUUACUGCCACUCUUACUAUAUUUUAUAAUUAGAGAAAAUGCAACAAAUGCCAUUUGUAACCUAAACAUAUUCAUAUUUACUGUAAGAUUUUUUUUUAAAAUGCAUGCUAUCUUAAUGAGACUUGAUCAAUGCUGAAGCAUAGUAGCAAAUAUCUCAAAAAUGGUAUUCAAAUAUUUUUGGGGUGAAAGUACAACUUUUGGCUAUAUUUCAGUGCCGUAAAUAUGGUCCACAGAGAGAACACUUCUACAUUGGUGACAGAUUUGAUGGUGAACUGUGUUGUAUUAAUGAAGAUCAACGAGUGGCGGUGCAGCUAUUCACAGCAAUGUUCACCAUGAUGAUCCUGACUAAAACUUCUUAAUGCCCUUUUGAUUUAACAAUCUUACCAAUGUAUUUCAUUUGUUUUGUUUUUUUUGGUGGCGUAGUAGUCUCAACCAGUUAGAAAUGUUAUAGGGACAUGAACAUUAGGAUGGCCAAUGACCAGCUCGUAAAGACAGAAAAUCUAUUACUUCUUUGAUGUCCUCAAAACAUUUCCCCCUAAAGACAUUAUCUCCAUUCAUUGCAUUGUCAUGUGCAAGUUCUUUUUCUUAAAACUAUACUCUGGAAGUACAAUAUGUAUUGUCACGCAAAUGUUAUGUCAAUGACACAUUGAUACACUUGCCAUUCGACUACAUAGCCAUAAAUUGAUUCAUAAAGUGUUUAUGCUGAAUCAGUUCCUGUCAAUGUUAAUAUAGUGUAGAAUUUAGAGAUAUUUUGGUGUGCUUUAAUAUUUUUUUGACUAAAGGGAUAUUUCAAGCUAUAUUGUCAUUUACAAAAAGAUAUUGUUACAAAAAAAGAGCUCGCUUUCUUGCAAUGAGCUGUUUGUUGGCUCUUUUUGUCGCAGUGCAAAUAGAAGCUGCACAGAUACUGCAGCUGUGUUUUGUCGUCAGAAUUCUAUUUUUGUUUGGUAUAACUGUGUGUCACUGUGAUUGUAUUUUUUUCUAUUAUACAGUAUUCUCAAACCUGGUCUUUGUUAGAGGCGACCACUAGAGGGAGGUGGGAGCACCCAUGGUCUGCUGAUGUUAUUGAAACAUUUGCCUAAUCAAUGAUAGUUGCAAAAUCUAUAUUUUAAUUCCAUAGGUCUCAUAGCAAAUACAGGCAGACUUAACCCUUUAUAGGGCACGCAUUGACUGGCAUUGACGGCGCUAUACCAUUUUGAAUUGGAGAAGCUUACAGCGAAUAAUCGUUAAUGCCAGUGAGUUAAAUACUAUGAAAUUUAAAAUAAUAAUAAUAAAAAUCAACUUUAGAGUGUUAUUGAGGGGGUCAUACCCAUAGUGUAUUUCAGUUUUUAUUCGUCUUAAUUUUGUUUUACUUUAUUUUUUUUAAAUUAAAAAUGUAUUGUUAAAAAUACAGUAUAUAUAAAAAAUAUACUAAAAGUACAUGAAUGAUUAAUAAUGAAACAUAAAUGGACAUACAUUAAUAUAUACAGUAUAAAUACUAUGGUAAUGAUAAAUAAUUAUAUAAUGCAGUCAUAUCUUAAUUAAUGCAGUAAUUAAAUACUACACUAAUUACAAAAGACCUGGCGUCCGCAUGUGUGGAAAUCACAUUUUGGUCAUGUAGGGCACACUUAUACCAAAUGUUAAUAUUGUUUUAAUAUUGUUAUUACUGCUAUUUUUUAAUGACCAAAACUAGUCAUCAACUUGCCUUAUAAAGGGUUCAAAUUUUUAAGUUUAAUAAAUAAUGUGAAUGGCAACCAGAAAGCCAUUGUGGACCAUUGUUGGAGUACUGCCAUUAAUUUUCAUUUUUCUUUUGGAAAUAAUAGAAUGUAUUCAACCCCAACCACAUAUUGUUCGCUAGCAUUCUAGGAAAUUUUAUUUGGGGGUUCCCCUAUAAAUCAAUGAGUUUUUCUUAGGCAGUGGAGUGCUUUGUUCUACACAGUAUUUGUCUAUAAAAAGUAAUGUAUUCAUGAUGCUAAAAUGUACUUAUCUUACCGGAAGAUGAAAAUAUUAAAGCAGUUGGCCGUUG
Corythoichthys intestinalis (scribbled pipefish) is the source of this 4439-nucleotide messenger RNA. It is a transcript of the gene cds2, whose product is annotated as CDP-diacylglycerol synthase (phosphatidate cytidylyltransferase) 2. The record is from RefSeq and is a predicted model, not a curated record. Gene Ontology annotation, cellular component: endoplasmic reticulum membrane. The transcript has 13 exons. Lineage: Eukaryota; Metazoa; Chordata; Actinopteri; Syngnathiformes; Syngnathidae. Bases 109 to 1470 code for a protein of 453 amino acids. Gene Ontology annotation, molecular function: phosphatidate cytidylyltransferase activity.